ACUGCGGGAGCUUCACACACUCAAGGGACAUGUGGAGUCUGUUGUGAAGCUGAAGGGGCUCGACAUUGAGACCAUCCAGCAGUCCUACACGGUUUGAUAUCGCCUGUCCCCAGAAGUUUUUUUUAAAAAAAUCUUUCUUUCUCUUUUUGGCCACCGAAGUGUGACUUUUACGGUGGCUGGACUCUCUUUGUUUUAUUUAACUGAACUGGAGUCACAUCCCCAGACAAGUACUUGAAAUGAGACGGAAUCGCUUGAUCUCUCUGUAUUCUGUCUUUUUGUCGCCUAUCCUAUACCUAUCCUGCAUAAGUGCUUGAAGGGGAUGGGAAAUGGGAUCUUGUUGUUUCUCUCUUGCUGUGGAUGAUUGGGUGUGAGGGCAAGGGCUCAUCAAUCAGGCAGAUCACUAACUCCUGUGAUUGGGUGGCUAGCUCUGUGUGGCAUGGCAUGGCAUGUGAUGUGCGGGCCUCAGCUUCCAUGAAUGAAUGAAAUGAAAUGCAUCAUGCAUGGAGCUGGAACUGAAGUGGGGGAAGGAAGGUCAGCAUUGAGAUGCUUCAACAAUGUGCAUGGUUCCAGAUCUGCAGAUGUACCUGUUGCCUGCUGGAGAAGCAGCUCCGGCCCAACUCGGCCCAGUACGGCCCAAAGUAGUAGAAUCGUGGCGCUGCGGCCCAUAGCACUGAACAGGAAUACAGCAGCGGUUGCUCUUGCGGCGGCGAUGCUGGUGUCGCUGCCGAUGCUGCUGGUGUUGCCGCCGGCAGCGGACACGUUCGUGGAGUGGAAGGCCAAGUACGGCAAGGAGGAGAUCCAACGCGGGUACGGUGGGGUCCGGCCUGGGGAGCGAUCUUACGAGCAGGAGACCCGCCGGAUGUUCGUGGGAUGGAAGGCCAAGUACGGCAAGGCCUACAGAUCGAGACGUCGGUAGGAGGAGUGCCGGUACAGAUUGUUCAAGGGCAACCCGCAACCGCGUCGUCGUCUGGCUCAACGCCGCCGCCGCCGGGAAAAACCACCUGUACGGCCUCAACCAAUUCGGCGACCUCACCAACGAUAGAGGACCGAGAGCUAGCUGAGCGCCAGGUGCCAAGCCGUCACCCCCGACCAUGGGAGGCUGAUUCGCUACCAGGAGAAGCAGCUCCGGCCCAACCGCUCAACUAGGCCCAGGGAGUGAAAGUGGUGCUGCGGGCCAUAGCACUGAACCGGCCUAGUUCAUGAGGCGAGCUCCGACCUCCUACAGCCAGCUGCCAGCGGAGGGGCAGAUAGCAAGCUGUUCGGCGAAAUGCCGCCAUGGCCGCCGUGUCUCCAGCCCACCCUCGCCACCGCUCGCCGCGCCACCGCCUUCUCCAGGAGCAGGAGCCACCUCUCCUCCUCCUCCUCCUCCCCCGCCUUCGUCUGCGCAACCCCGGGCGACCACGCCCACGAGCAGCAGGGAGACAACGAGGAGCAGUCGUUGGUCGUGGUGGGCGGCGGCGCGGCGGGGGUUUACGCCUCCAUAAGGGCCAAGACCCUGGCGCCCCGCCUCAACGUCGUCGUCAUCGAGAAAGGGAGGUUCUUGUCCAAGGUCAAGGUUUCCGGCGGUGGCCGCUGCAACGUGACCAAUGGCCAUCAUCUUGAGCCCGUGGGACUGGCCAGAAAUUAUCCUAGGGGGAACAAGGAGCUCAGAGGAUCGUUCUUUGCCGCUCAUGGCCCGCAGGAUACCAUGCGUUGGUUCACAGACCAUGGUGUGGAGCUUAAGACGGAAGAUGAUGGAAGAGUCUUUCCUGUCACUGACAAUUCAGCUUCAGUAGUAGACUGCCUGCUAAACGAAGCUAGGAGACUUGGAGUUUCUCUGCAGGCUGGCAAAGCUGUGUCCAGUGCAUCUGUGACUCAGCAUGGAAAGUUUGUCCUCAAGGUUGAGAAGCGUACUGCUGAUCUUGUUGAUUACAUCACUGCUAACUAUGUCUUGGUUGCUACAGGUAGCAGCCAGCAGGGCUAUUCAAUAGCUGCACAACUCGGCCAUUCCAUUAUUUCACCAGUGCCCAGCUUAUUCACAUUUAAGGUUGCAGACAAGAGAUUGGCUGAUCUUGCUGGGGUUACAUUUCCAGUAGUCAAAGCAAAAUUGAAGCUAGAUGGCGUGCAAAAAAAUGUUCCGGAAUUAACUCAGAUUGGGCCUAUGUUAGUUACGCACUGGGGGCUCAGUGGUCCAGUUGUUCUGCGUUUGUCUGCAUGGGGAGCACGUGAACUACAUCAGUGCAACUACCAAGGAAAGGUUAUGGUUGACUUCAUACCUAACAUCCAUAUUGAGGACGUGAAAGGCAUCCUGUUCCGCUACAAAGAUCAGCAUGCGAAGCACAAAGUAAAUAACACCUUUCCCAUGGAGUUUGGGCUAGUGAAAAGAUUUUGGAGAUUCCUGCUAGAACAGGAGAGUUUAAAUGGUGAUAUGCACUGGGCCUCGAUGUCAAAUAAUCAUCUAAGUGCAAUAGCUGUUCGGUUAAAACAAUGGAUGUUUGAGGUUGUUGGGAAGGGACAAUUUAAAGAUGAAUUUGUGACUGCCGGAGGUGUUCCAAUUUCAGAGAUAUCACUUGGCACAAUGGAAAGCAAGAAACAACCAAAUCUGUUCUUUGCUGGAGAGGUACUUAAUGUCGACGGGGUCACUGGCGGUUUCAAUUUUCAGAAUGCAUGGACUGGUGGGUACAUAGCUGGCACAAGCAUAGCCACAUUGGCAUUGACAAGCAAUCUACAAGAACCAGUCCUUCCAACUAGAAAGAUCAUAGAAGAAAAUGUGGAUUGAGCGAUGAAAGAAUCUUCUUAGAUCAUCUGGGGACUGCAAGCUGCGUGAUGAUUCAGGGAUAUUACUAAUUUUGAAGAUAUCCAAGAUAACCAAGAUUAGUUAGCUUUUGUUUUUUGAAAGACACCAGGAAGGUAACAUUAGCCUAACAUGGGGUCAAUGUAGAGUCAAUCUAGGCAUACAACGUGCAGUCUGGAAAGAUGGUAGUUACAAUCUAGUUGAACAAGCUGUGAAUUGUACUUGACUGAUCAGAAUGCACAUCGAGCAA
Messenger RNA from Panicum virgatum (switchgrass), 3023 nucleotides. RefSeq lists its product as uncharacterized. The coding region runs from base 1268 to 2758 and encodes 496 amino acids. The transcript is spliced from 16 exons. NCBI's taxonomy places the organism in Eukaryota, Viridiplantae, Streptophyta, Magnoliopsida, Poales, Poaceae. The record is from RefSeq and is a predicted model, not a curated record.